UUUGUUUGUCAUUUACAUUAUUCACUUUAUAAGAGAAAUUAUAUUUUAUUAUUUAUAUUAGUUCUGAGGAAAGUUACGCAUUUAAUAAUAAAUAUGUAACUACUUAACUAGAAAUGGGUAAAGGACUCGGACAAAUGCACAAUUUACGUCUUUUGCGCUUCGAUUCUCAAGACACAAAUAUUAGCAAAGCAUUCAAAAGACAAGUAAGAAAAUCGACUCCUCGUGUAAAAAAGAAGCUAAACUUACGACCUGAUUACUUCCUUGCAAAACGUGCAAAAUUUAUUUCAACUAAAAGUUCGUCAGAGACAUUUCUGCAAGCAAAGACAACAAAUAAAUGUAAAAAUACCCCCUUUAAAAGACCAUCUAUUCAAUUUAAGAGGCCUGUAAUCAAAAGAUCAGCGAGUUUGUACGAAUUAAAACAAAAGUUUUCAAAUGCUAACUGUCAGGUUGCAAAUAAAACUAAAGAAGCAUUACGGUAUAUCACUUCAAAAUCUUUGAGAUCUAAAAGAUGUAAGCCCCAAUGCAAUAACCAAGAUGUCCGUGUUCUCUUCACAACGGAAAUUGCUAAAAAUCAUAGAAAUGACAUUCAAAAUGACGUCAGAAAAUUGGAUCGGAUAUAUAAUACAAGAUCGUCCAAACUAUGCAAUUUCAAAUCUAACCAGCAUUUAUACAGAUGUUCUUGUCACACAUCUAGAGCUGAUUUGAACUAUAAAUGUAGCAGAAAUUUCAAUGAACAAACGGAAUGUAACAAAGAUUCACAAACAAUAAAAAACAGUAUCUACGAAUUUUGCAAACCAAGCGAUUACAAUUACCCCACACUCGACCGUUAUAUUCAGGCCGAUGUUACAUGUUCAGCUCCAGAUCAACCUGGUGUUGAAGGUAUUUCCAGAUUAUCAACGAAUGAAAGAUGCAAUUUUCAUAGCAGAUGCAUAGGGGUUACUCCAUCUUGCUUCAACAUUCCCAGGAAUGGGUCUGGGGACACUAACAAUUUUAACGAUCACAUUUUGAAGCAAAAAAUAAAAAACCCUAAAUGUGAAAGUAAAAUAACUCAAAUCCAAGAAAUGGGAAGGUGCCAGGAAGGUCUAUUAAAAUUUGAGAGAGAGUCACCAACGUUUUCAGGAUGUGCCGGUGAUCGCAAAUCGUUACCAACGUCGAUUUUAAAGGGUAUUAUAUUUAUAGUAAUAGUAAUACUAUGGUCUCCUUGCAUAAUAAUUGUCUGUUUUUGUUGGUUGCUGACAUAUCCAGUGCGACCUUUCAAUCUAUUUGAAAAAAACGAUUUCACUACGAAAAAUAGAUAUUGUAAUGAUGGUAGUCGCGGUGGCUGGGAACUUGGUCGUUUAUUUCAUAAUAUAUCUCAGAGACUUCAAUAUACUGCCAACACUAUAUAUUCUGUGUUUAAAAGAAAUGAAUCUACAAAAUCAGAUUGCUUAAACCCGCCUGUUGUCAAGACUACUUGCCAUAAAAAUUUGAUAUUUAAAAGUCGUCAUAAUUUGUGUGCUGAUCCAAGAAUGAAGUACUGCGUUUAUUAUAAACGAAAUAAAGGGUGGGUUAUGAAACCUUACAAGAAACGUAAAACAUACACUAACAAGCAUAUGAAAUUAGCAAAUUCACCUAAUUCAUCAUACUUUGUCAUAACAUCACCUCCGGAGGUUUUCACAAACAAAGAACAUAAUUAUGAAGAUCGUCCUCUAACUUUACAAGAUCGUCCUAUAUUACAAAAUCAAGAAAAAUCAGACAAAGACCUUGACAUAAAAUAUCGCAAAAAUAUUGCCCAUGAACCUAAAACACCAGAACCUGUCGAUUUCAAUCAUCUAUCCGACGAGAAAAGUUACUUUCACCCGCCUUACCAAAAAAGAUCUGUUUCGAAAAAAUCUUUAAAUAAUAUCCCAUGUGAUUUGUCGUAUAGUAGAAUUCCAAAUUAUAGAAGAUGUAAUCGGCCAAGGCGAUAUAAAAAAAUAUAUCAUAGGCCCAUAUGCCCAAGACACGGAAGGAAACAAAAUGUUUUAAAUUAUCCUCCUUGUAAAAGUGAAAGAAACAUUUUGCAUCAACAAUGUGGAUGGAUAAAUGUAACAAAAAAAGAUCACUGGUGUAAAAGGACCUUUAAAACUAUUGCAAACUUUGUUAAUAAUGCUGAUAGAAAUGUAUGGAAAUAUAAUGUAUGCAAACCUAUGCCGAGACAUGACAUAUCAAGAACAGUAUCUUGUUCUAGUCUUAAAAAACGCUGCCCCUCAUUUCCAAUGAAUUUCUCGACCUUUUGCAAAUUUUAUGGAAGCAUUGUGAUGAGCUUCAUGUUUAUGAUUAAUACUUGUAUCUGGCUUCCGACUCUUUACUGUUGCUAUUUCUGUUUUUCAUGUUUUUUUAAAACCAUUAGAAAUAUUUAAUGAAUUUAAAGUAUUUAAUUAAA
Molecule: messenger RNA, 2404 nt
Organism: Danaus plexippus (monarch butterfly)
Lineage: Eukaryota; Metazoa; Arthropoda; Insecta; Lepidoptera; Nymphalidae
Exons: 2
Coding region: 114-2381 (755 amino acids)
Source: RefSeq, a predicted model, not a curated record